This is a messenger RNA of Dreissena polymorpha, 2201 nucleotides long. RefSeq names its product RNA-binding protein 7-like. The record is from RefSeq and is a predicted model, not a curated record. Gene Ontology annotation, biological process: regulation of alternative mRNA splicing, via spliceosome. The transcript is spliced from 3 exons. Gene Ontology annotation, molecular function: single-stranded RNA binding. Bases 138 to 971 code for a protein of 277 amino acids. Gene Ontology annotation, cellular component: nucleus. Lineage: Eukaryota; Metazoa; Mollusca; Bivalvia; Myida; Dreissenidae.
UGCCAGGGCAUGACCUGCUGCCGCAGAUUAAAUAGGGAACCUACAAUAUGUGGAUUACUUUAAAUUUAUUGCAAUAUAACCUUACUGCAUUAUAAGUUUUACUUUUCUUUUAUUCUUAAGGGCUUCCAUUCUUAGGAAUGUCUACCGAAGUCGAUAGAACACUGUGGGUUGGCAAUUUGUCAGAUAAAGUUUCGGACGAAUUGUUGUACGAGCUAUUUCUGCAGGCAGGACCACUGGAGAGAGUGAGCAUCGCAAAGGAGAAAGAUGGCCGACCAAAGGGAUUCGCCUUCAUUACAUUUGCGCACGAUGAAUCUGUGCCGUACACUGUACAACUUAUGGAUGGAAUCCAGCUGUUUGGUCGCGUCUUGAAACUCCAGUUCAGACCAGGCUCCAGUCAUCAACAACAACAGCAGCAGCAACAGAGAGAGACUAGCCUGCGCAAUCCCUAUCACCACAGCUCCCCCAUACCAAACAGCGCACACAUGCUUCCAAACAUGAACAUGAAUGUUCCCGUGAUGAAUAUCAUGAACAUUCCCCUUAACCCAUACAUGAACAAUCAACCCAUGGGUGUGAUGGGCGGCCAAAUGUCACCCUUGAUUCAGCAGUCCCAUCCACCAAAUUUCCAGCGUUCAAAUACUUGGCACGGUGGGGAGGGUUCUGGAAGCGAAGGGGAAUACGGACGUGCUGAUAAUCGUAACAGCAGGGGCCAUCACGGCAGAAAGGUGGAUCGGGAUAACGAUCGCAGUGGGUACUCUGACCGGGAUCGAUCUCACAGUCGGAACAGAAACGAUGGCUACCAUGAUGACAGGCAUGGCGGGGGUGGAGGUGGUAGUGAGCGUGAGUUUGAAGCCAAGCGACAGAGGGUUAUGGAGAAAACUAACAGAAUGAAGCAGAGCUAUCAGCAUGACAGUCAUGGGUCACAUGGCCAGAGAUCUCACGGGCAAGGUCAUAGGAGGGGGGGUCGAUAUUGAUAUUUCUAUGUUGUGUCUUCAGGGCCAAAAACCCUUUCUUUGAAGGAGCCGAAUAUCGGCCGCUUCCCCAACCAAAGUAACCUUUUUUUUCCCCCUAAUUUGACCAAAAUUUUCCCCAAUUAUACUGGAAAAAUUCCUCACCAAAGUAAUAUCUAAACUACGUAUGAAAGUCAAACUUGUUUACUUGUUGAGCCUUCUAUUAGGCUGGAAAAACCCAGAGCCGUAAAAAGUCUCCUAGGGGAAGGGGAUAUUCAUAUUGGUUGAAUAUGCCUUUCAUUACCUCCUGUAUUAUUCUCCUAGAGGGGUAUGCGUAUAGUAUUGAUCAAAUAAGCUUGACAUAAUUUUGUCGUUCGUGACCAAUCGGCGAAUGACAGAGGGUCAAAUUCAAAAGCUAUAAAUAUAUUACAUUUAAAGGCUAAUUACGACUUAAAAGAUUUUCAGUCAUGUGGAUAUUUUUGGAAUAUUAUGUUUCAUUAUUAUUUUCCCCAAAUAAGAAAAAAUCGUGCUAUUUUUCCCCUAAAAAAGGCUGAGGCCCCUUCCCCAAAAAGGGUGUUUUGGCCCUGGUCUUAUUGUUCAUGUUGGCCGUGGUCAAAGCAACAGAAGGAAUGGAUUAUUAAACUGUGUCCAUUUUUGAGUAAUUUAUAAUGUGUGACAGAGUCCUAAGAGGCGUUGAUAUUGGAAUGCCUUCUACAUGUAUGUGCCUUCUUGUUCAUGUUUUACAUGAUCAAAGCAAUUUGUAGAUUUUGCAACUGUGUCUUUUCAAUCAUCAAAAUUGUAUGACAUGGGUUGGACAAAAAGUAGGUCUGAUUAAAAAUUGAGUCAGACAAUUUUUUAUAUGUAAAAACGUUAAUACUGAAAUUAUGAUCUUUCCACUCAUUGUUUCAUGAAAAUAGACUAGUAUAUCGAGAAUACAUUAAAUUGUUUGAAUAUUUAUUUACAGAGAGGGUCCAUAUUGAUCAAUGUACAUAAAUAAAUCAUGCACAGCAUUUUACAGAAAAAGGGUCGUUAUUUAAAUGCCUGGUAAUUAUUUUUUUGACUCAAAGGGUUUCAAUAUUUAAUUUUGUGGAUGCCAGAUGCUGGUCAAACCUUUGUUAAAUGUUCAUAGAACUUAUGUAUCUUAUCUUUUGACUUGAUACAUGUAUGCCUGUUUAUCCGGAAUAGCUGUAAUGGUUAGUUACAAUAAAUCUUAGUCAUGUGCAAAGUUUUACUUCAUAAUAAAUGUAAAUAAAU